UAAUCAACAAUACGCUUAUUAUCCUACUGACACUAUAACGCAUUUUCAACAUCAACAAACUCAUGGUUAUUAUCAAUCUGAACCCGCUCCGGUUCACCCUCCCGGUGUUAACCCUGAACCGGUUCAACCCAAUCUGACGGUAAAUUUACCCUGGCGCCAAUUGUUAUUUUGUUUUCAGUUUUUAAUUAUUUUUUUAACCUAGAGGAAAAAAUGUGUUUGUUGAUUUUGACCUAGUUUUAUUGGGGAUUCAAUUUUAUGUGUUUGAGUUUGAUUUUGUUAUAUUAAUGAAUUAAAUUAGGGUUCUCUGUGAUUUUUAUUGAUUUGUGAUGAAUGUACUUGGAAUUGGGUUCUUCAAUUCAGCUUUAUUUUGUGUGUAAGAGGGUUUUGUGUGUGUUGAAUUAUCAAUGUUUGUAAGGAGAUGGAUUUGAUUUAGUUAAAAUGUGGAUUCAAUUGUGUGUUUUUGGGUUAUGUUUGGUUAUGCGGUGAAAAAAAUUGAUUUUGACUGGAUUGAUUUGGUUCGGGUUAAAAGUGAAUUGAAGGUAAAGUUAUUUAUGUUAGAAUACCUUUAUGCAAAAUUGAGUUGAACAGUAAAUUUCAAUAUGAAAAUCACAUUUAAACUCAAAAGUGGCAAGUUCUAGCUUUUCUUAAUCAUUCCAAAAUCAGUUCUACACCUCUAGAAUUGCUUUUGGCACUUCCAAAAGCUAGACCAUUGCUUUUGUCUGCGUAUUUGUCUAAUUAUGAUGAAAUGCCUGAAGUAGAGAAAAAGCUUCUGUGAUUUGGUAUGGUAUGUGGCCAACUAUUUUGUUGAUAGGAAUUUGACCAUCAACAACGACAACAAUGAUACCAAGCCUUAUCUCAUUGGCGGAAUGGCUACAUUGAUCAACUGAUAUUAUUAGGACCAUUGUUAAUAAGAAUUUUACCUUGAGGUUUGGUUGUUUUGUUCAGUGUCAGUCUAUUUGCAUUUGCGCAUUUCUUAUUCUACUUGUUUUUCUCAAAGACUGCAGCUGGGUGGGGAAAGUAAAAGCCCCAGCUGGUUUUUUUACCCGAGUCUUUGAAAAUAAACAAGAUUAGUAGAGUCAUCUUAUGGAUCAACUCCAUCUUUGUUCCAAUAAAGGAUCUUUCUUCGGGUAGUUUACAUCCAGUCGAGUCUUUUUACUUAAUAUUACUAUAGUGAGGUAAUUGAAAGAGUUGUAUUCGUUCUAUGGUUUAAGAUAAAUCGAGUCAAACUAAGCCAUUAUAUGACAUGGUUUGUUCCUCCUCGAAUCAGUUCAGAAAAUUUGUUGAUACUCUAACAUGCUAGUUUCUUGAUUUAUUACCAAGAUUUGAAGGAGUAAACAGAAAAGGCUGGUUGAAGAUUUCGCAGCUCUUUGACUUUUCAAACAUUUUUUAUGCAUUUUAGAGAGAAUAUCUUGCUGUGCUUCCUCAGGCUCUUUUGGGACAUUCUAUGGACAAAAAGAUGAUACUGGAAUAGAGGGUGUUUCGUUUUCAGUUUCAGAUUUAGGGGAGCAUUGAGCAUGUUUCUUAAAUUGACUACUUCUCAAGGGUUGCCGGAUCAACAGUAUCUUGAGGCUGAUAAGGUUGUUGAUGUGUGCGAAUGGGCCAACUCUCUGGGCAAUUGAUGGGUACUUUGGUUGAUAAGCCAUAAAUUAUCUCAAUCAUAAUGAGGAAACUCCAUGUUAGUUUGGAGAUCUAUUGGACAUGAAGAGUUGUAAAAAUGAAAUUGGGCCAUCAUCUCAAUACAGAGGUAGAGGUGGUAGAUCAUUCAGGCGGGGUGGUCGCGGCCGAGGUCAGUUCAGUCAUGGAAGAGGACGUGGAGUGGGCGGUGGGAGAUACUUUCCGUCUCAUUCUUCUGGACCUGCUAUUUCUGAUGUACCGGGUUCAUCAUCAGUCUCAACUCAAGUGCAAACUGCACCAGUGCAACCGCCACCGCGUGGGGUAUUCUGUGAUAUUUGCAAGAUCGAGUGCAAUACCCAAGAAGUCAUGGAGCUGCAUCUGAAAGGAAAAAAGCAUCUGAAGAAUAUCAGAGUACAUGAAGCAAAACAGAGACGCGGUGCUAUCAAUGUACCACAAAGUGGACAGAUUCCUACCUCUCAGUUGAACUCAACGGAUCAAACUAUUAUAGCUCAGGAAUCUGAAGACCCUACCAAAUAUUUUAGUUCUGAAAUUGCAACUGAUAGUCAGAAGGUUAACAUAAUUUCGCAGAAUAAUGUAGGAGAGACUUCUGAUGUUCCAGCUGAAGAAAAUUCUGCUGCAAGAGGCCGUGGAUUGAAGCGUAAAUUAAGAGGAGGAAAAACACGUAAACAGACGAGGACUGCUGAUGGUUCACAACCUGAGCCCGCUGUAGCCAUUACAUGUGAGUUGUGCAAUGUUAAAUGUGACACCCAACGAGUUUACCAGGCUCAUAUUACUGGGAAAAAGCACUUGAAGCGUGCCUAUGGCCCCCAUGCUCCGGCCGGAUUAGUACGUAACCAAGCUUUAGUUGGAGUAGGUAACCAAGCUUUGGUUGGAGUAGGUGAUCAAACUUUGUCUGAAGUAGGUUCCCAAGCUUUGGCUGGAGUAGCCGGGCUUCAAGCACUUUACCCACCUGACAUCAACGCUCUAGCCACUGCAAUUAAUGCUCAAGUUCAACAAGGUGAUAAUGAUCCACAGGUACUUCUGGCUCAGCUCCUGGUGAAUGCACUAUCUCAAGCACAAGGAUCAGCAACAGCACCACCGAAUGGCUCAUUGACUGCUCAGACACCUACUCCUGCAUUGGUGGCCGGUUCAAGUUAUGAUCCCCAGUUGGCACAGAUACAAGUCUCAGAAAUCGCAGCGCAGGGAAAUCCUACCGGUGAAUCAAAAAAUGAGACACCUUCUGCCCCAGUGGAGUCAAAUGCACAGGAAGGUUCAAAUGUUGGCAUUGGCAUACAAAUUGAAGGUGGAAGUUCUGAAACUAAAUAGGAUGCUAAUGACAGGCAGAGACAAUUCAAGUGCACAAAAUCAAAUGAAUACCUUCAUAAUGUGAAGCGUUCUAAUCAUAGUAUGACCAUAGUAGAACAAUCAUUCUCUCUCUCUCUCUCUCUCUCUCUCUCUCUCUCUCUCUCUCUCUCUCUCUCUCUCUCUCUCUCUCUCUCUCUCUCUCUCUCUCUCUCUCUCUCUCUCUCUCUCUCUCUCUCUCUCUCUCUCUCUCUCUCUCAGUUUUACUUUAUUCAGACAAUUGUUCCAUUCUAUUGCCGGCAAGGAUUUCUCAUCUACCAAAGCGAUAUCAACACUGAAAAUCUCUCAAAUGGAUGUUAGAUGUGUCGAAUCAUUUAGAUUGUUGCAUGUGUGCGCGCGCGCGUACCUGUGUUUGUGAUUCUUUUUACCAUUUUAGACGAUAAUGCUGUUUGAUAUUUGAUAAUAAUGUUACCCCUAGUGUAUUAGUAAGCAGGUUCAAUGAUAUAUUAUGAACGAGAGUUUUUUCUUCA
Messenger RNA from Vicia villosa (hairy vetch), 3446 nucleotides. RefSeq lists its product as uncharacterized. The transcript is spliced from 3 exons. Bases 1699 to 2940 code for a protein of 413 amino acids. Lineage: Eukaryota; Viridiplantae; Streptophyta; Magnoliopsida; Fabales; Fabaceae. The record is from RefSeq and is a predicted model, not a curated record. Gene Ontology annotation, molecular function: zinc ion binding; nucleic acid binding.